Messenger RNA from Amoebophrya sp. A25, 675 nucleotides. NCBI's taxonomy places the organism in Eukaryota, Dinophyceae, Syndiniales, Amoebophryaceae. The record is from the annotation of a GenBank genome assembly.
CGCUUCGACGUGGAGCAUACGUCGUGAGAGCUGUCUUUCGAGUUCAUUUAUUCGAGUUUCAAGAAUCUCCAGCUCCUGUGGUUGUGGAGGUCGAUUUUUCUCUUCUGGAGUUAGUGAGAGGACUGGAGUUAAGGCUACCGCUGGACCAUAUCCUGAAUAUCAUCCUUGGCCCUUUUUUCAAGGAGAAAAAGGGACCAGGGAGGUUCUCGGGGAUGCGAGCGCGGUAGCUCUAAUGGAGAGAAGGGACAUCUACGUGCCAAUUCCGGAAGAGUGGAUCGUGUCUGGGGCUCUAAACCGAUCAAACGUCGGAGGUCCUCCAGAUAUUACUCUAUGCUACGAGGAGGUUGAAUUCACAGAAAUCCAAUCUACUCACCAAUUAUACCUCCAACAAGUAAACCCUCGGUCUAAAGAUUUGUGAAGAAUGUAUUUCUUCCUCUUCGUGUUUCAAGCAGUCUUUUUAAUAUUAUCCCAAAAAUCGAGUGUGAAAGUGAGUGCGUCGAUGUUUCACGUAACGGUAACAAGAGUAAAGGACCUUUUAUUUUCUCGAUGUCGAUCUACCUCAUGCUAGCUACGUGGUACACGAAUGAAUAUUAAGUUAUGAUCUUCAUAGGACCUGUUUUUUUUAUCAACCACCAUUUUUUUUUCUGUACCUGCUUGUGACCUAAUUAUCAUUAU